This is a messenger RNA of Lineus longissimus, 5847 nucleotides long. Its product is annotated as transmembrane protein 164-like. The transcript is spliced from 6 exons. The coding region runs from base 144 to 1196 and encodes 350 amino acids. NCBI's taxonomy places the organism in Eukaryota, Metazoa, Nemertea, Pilidiophora, Heteronemertea, Lineidae. The record is from RefSeq and is a predicted model, not a curated record.
GUUCGGUCGUCUUAAAAAUUGUUUGUGAUUCAUCGAUUUUUUGUGCCUAAAGUCGACGAAAUUUCAUAAAAUAGGCAUCUUUAUUUCAAAAUUCCUGUAUCCAGUGAUGAUAAAUUCCCAAUACUGGUAGAAGACGAGGCAAGAUGGCUGGACGAGACCCUAUUCGAUCUCUCUCCUGGUACGAAAUCUACGAGUGGACAUUCAAAGGCGUGGAUCACACCCUACCCGGAAAUGGCGGCCCAGAAUGUGUGAACUUCAUCAGUCUCGCGCAACGAAUCACGGAGAGUGUACUAAUGGGCAUACUGGGACUUUUCGAAGCCUAUUGUGCGCUGAAACGAGUUAAAUUACCAAAGACCCUCAAACCAGAGUCCAGCGACUGGGUAGGGCGACGAGUACUUUUGAUGAUGAUGUGUCUGACAUUCGGUGUGGAACUUGGAUUCAAAUUCGCCACCAAGCAGUUGAUUUAUAUUCUCAAUCCUUGUCACUUGGUCAGCAUGAUUCAGAUAUUCCUGUUGUCCGCGCCAGCCAAUCAGUUCACAACAUUCAUGUUCCGAUUACAUAUGCAUAUGUUAAAUGGAGCGCCCCUUGCCAUGAUCUUCCCUGUCAUCAAUACAAGAUUACUUCCCUGUGAAACAGGCGUGUACUAUAUCCAGCACGUCCUCAUACUUGUGAUACCAUACUUUCUGUUAAGGCACGGGGGCGUGUACACCGUGGAGCCGUUGUUUGACUUCAACUGGUGUUUACUCUCGAGUGGUUUACUCUUCUCCUAUCAUUUUGUGCCGCUACACUAUCUGGCUUUUAACACGGAGGUUAAUUUGAACAAUAUGCUGUGUCCAGCUAUAUCGGAUCCAUUUUAUGGGAAAUAUUACAGAAUAGCAGCGGUUUGUCACCAGGGGCUCCUCCUAAUGAUCCACGGAAAGAUAUACACGUUACUUUGCAGUAGUGUCGUACCCCUGCGGAAAAACUUAUUCCCAUCAGACGAUAAAAGUGUCGCGGUCACAGGUGACGCCCAAGAACAAAUCGAAGAGGUUAAAGCGUGGGAGCUUUUGUGCAAUCUGAUAAAGCCAUCGCCGGAGAGUACCGCGCCGUCAACGGAAAAUAACCACAAUGCAACGGAGAGGCAUGGCGCGUCGAACAAUAUCGAUGCGAAAAACAAUAUAUCGGAGAACGUAAACGGUCAUGCCAAGAUUCACUAGUUGUAUUCUUUAUUAACCCUUUGUGGUAUUUUGUUAUUGUGUUGUGAGAGAUUUGUCAAAAGUUUGAGAUUUGAACUUCUUGUGUGGAGUGGUUGAGAUACUUUAUAAUAUUCAUGUACUUCUGUUUUUGGAGAGUGUAUUGCACAGCACGAACAAGGGAUGUUUCCUAACUUAUAAUUCGUGGUUUUCAAAGCUUUUUGAAUGAUUUAGGUGAACGAAAUCAAUUUUUUCUAAAACUUCAAUAGCAGGGAAUGUCAGGUUGCAAUUUGUGCUUGCGGCAACAUUGAAGUAGAGUUGAAGUAUCAUGCAGAUCAUUGCUAGUGACUGUAUGGCUAAAUUGGGUUUAUGUCAUUAUAUGGACCCUAUGCAAUUAUAUUGAUUCAUAGGGCAAGUUUAGCCCCUAAUUGACCACUGGUGACCAGAAAUGGCAAUGAGAGCAUACUUUCUCAACCUACUGCUGGUCAAAUCAGCGUUGUAAAUUCCCUGCUAAAAAAGUAACUUAAGAUGCACUAUGAACAACAUGGAAUACUGUGAUACUGUGUUAACGCCAUUAAGUCGGUUGUGUCUCACAUUGCAUGUACAUGUAAAAUAGGGCUUUUGUACAGGCACCCGUUGACUAGCUUAAUUGCGUCAACACAGUUUUUCCAAUCGUAAACAAAGAAGUCACACUGAGUACAUGUACACAUGUAGAUAGGUCAGGUUUUUUGCACCAUAAUGACAAAACUCACAAAAUUGUAAAUAUCCAUUUCAUCCAUUCUUGACAUACAGUUCAAUUCCUACCAUUCCAGCGUGACUUUAUAAUGUAGAUCAUCAUGAAAGUAAUGCCUAGGUAUUCUUUGAGGUGUGUAUUUCAUGAGAAUUAAGACACUUUAAAAUUCUUUUUUUUAGUGUGUUCCUGUUCUAGUUUUUAGCCAGUGAACACGAAGGUUACUUAAACAUUGUAUACCCCAGUUCAAUUUCGUGCAAGUUUAUCAGGAAUCUUUUGCAGGUUAUUUCCAGUAUUUCGAAUAAGGUCAAUAUAUAUUGUUGAAUGGUGAGAUGAGCGAGUACUAGAUCUCGUCUGGUGGUCAAAGUCAAUCAAGCCAAAAUGCUUUUCUGAUUUCAACUUUUUGCUUUCAAAGAUAAUUCUGGCGCAUUCUUGUUGUGUGUUGAGCCCCCCACAAUUCUAGUCGCUGCGACAUAUCCAUGAAAACAUGAUGAUUGUGGUUCAGACGCAGUCACUGACUGGUUAAAUGCGAUCGCUCGUCAUUUUGUCAUUGCUCAAUUGCCGGGACUAAAAUCACCAGUUUUUAAAGACUAUUGCUUGACACAGCGAAGAGUAAGAUUCUUCGAAACUACCACAGAAGCGAUCAACUACCAACACGCCAUCUAUCAGUAGGCAGGAAAACUACGUAGCAGACAAUCUCUUCAAUGAAACUCAGUAAAUAGCGCAUAAGGUGCUCGUCGCCAGUAGUCCUCCGAUGUAUUUUGCAGGAAAAGGGUAAAAUAUCUGGUUGCCAGGAUGCAACCUCAACUCUAAAAGAAGUCGCCCACCUUUAAAUGAGCUAAUCUCUGACAACGGGGCUAUUGAUAAAUUAUUACUCUUGCUACUUGGCGAAACGUUCCAACUGAGAACUAUCCAAAGAUUUUUUUCUCUUUAUUACAGACAUUGCAAUAGGCCAAUAUGGGUGAAAGCAAUAGUAUACUAAGUCAUGUGCUUAUGCAUUUCUAGUAAUAUGUGCUUACUGUUGUAUGCCCAAAAACUUGUCUCCGUCUUUCUGCACUUGUUCAUAUAUUUCAAUGCUAAAAUCUUGUUGCUUUCUAAAUUUGUUGUCCAUUUUGUCAAAGAAUGAUGCAGUCUGGUGUCCGGAACUUAUACAUAAUCCACUAUAAAAUAAAAACAUCACAACCAAGGUGUUUUAGAAUAUCCCUCUAAAAUCUUUUCUCUACAUUUAUUGUACAUUCCAUAAAAGUUUGGACCAUUUGUUUCAUUUGGUAGAGAGUAGAUCCUGUAUUGUUUUGACCCAUUUAUCUCAGAUACUGGUCUGUUAAUUUGAAGUAACUUCCCCCUUGCCUUGUUCAGGCUUGUUUCUCAGGCAUUAAGCUUCAUUUCCACAACAGCGGGAAGAGCCAGCCAACGUGGGAAAUUGCAGAUUUUUCACAGGCGUUGGAUUAGAUUUGAUGUAAGUUAUUGGCACGGCAAUUGUAUCCGACCACAAACCCUGUGGAACGCGAGAAAGUGAUGCGGCUUCCCGCAAAAAUGCGCUGCGGUUUUCCGCUGUGAUCAAAUCACUUGUUACAUCAUAUAAAGCAUUUCUAUCCUAGUCAGUAGUCCAAGAGAUCACAUUUCCAAUAUUUCCUUUUUAAGUCCCAAAAGCUGUCAAUAUUUCACUGCUUACCUGAAUUUACUUAAUAAUUGAGCAAUUAAGUCAUUACAAUCAAGUCAAAUGAACAUGAUAUUAUUGUCUUUGGAGGUUUUUUUGUGAAAAAGAGUGAGACUGCCUUUUGUUGGUUUUGUGUUGCAAUUUCUUCUGCCUUUUUUGAAGUGUGAGUUGCAGUUGUAAGCAUUUUCUUAAAUCAGUAUUCUUAUUAGCUUUUCUAACACAGCUUAAUAUUUUGUAGUUGUUACGUAUAUCUAAUCAUUAAACUUUUUAAAAGCAAAGAAUUUUGGUUGAAAAAAAGUGAUAAGUAUAACAGUGAUAUCUAACUUAAUUGUUAAUGAAAAGAACAUGUAUGCUAAGAGCUACAUCAGCAUUCGUGGUUUGGAAAGGGCAUUUUUCAAUAGCCUUUGAUGAACAGUAUCUAAAAAUCGUAUUUAGCGAAGUAUUUCUCUUGCAUGCCAGUUGCAAAAACUAGUCUUGCUUGUUACCAUAGUAAAAGAUGUACAUGCUUAGGUUUAAUUUAUGUCACAUUGCUGAUGUCACUAUGCGUAACCAUGGUAACUGUUGCUAUGCAUUUCCAUGGCAACCACAUGUAACCAUGGUGACUAUUAGCAUGUUCGAUUACUUGCACAGGGCCUACACAUGUAUUUAACGCCACUGCGUUCGUUUACCCCUGUGUGGUGUCACAACUAGUAGUUAGUGAACAAAAUAAGUAAUAAGUAAUUUGUGUUGAUGCAGUCUGUAAAGCUGAUGUGCAAUUUGUGAUGUUAACAUUUCGUCCUAUGCAGCUGAAUUUGUAUUCAUUAUCAUGUAGUCUAGGCCCAAACAGGUGCACCGAAUGCCGGGUUUUAUUACAUACCAUGCAACCUUUCAAACACUUGUCUCCCGAGGAGAAAGGUUAAUAUUCGUUGAAUAAUGGUACACCUGUGAAGGGUUUCCUGCCUGGAUCAUUCUCUUGUUUUCAUAAUCAAUCUUGCCUGGCGGGAAUGCGUGUGAUUUAUGCUAUUGAUAUUUUGUGCAAUAAUCUAUACUGUGCUUUCUUCCGAGUUCUUAUGUUAGGGCAAGUGUGAUUCUGUUUACAAUAUUUGAAAAUCAUGAAAAGGCAUUGUCGCUUUCUUGAAGUAAUCUUACAUAUCCUUUGUCGAGGAACUGUAAAUCUGUGGGGAUUGAGUUUGCGAUAAGUCUAUGACAUUCAAGAGCUGUCGAGGGCAAAAUUACUAUCUCUUCGUAGUAUAUCAUCUUAAUGUUGUCUCGUAUCUAUUUGCAUUGGCUUAUGUGCAGAAACAAUGUACAGUAGAACCUCUCUAUUAAGGACACCCUCGGGACUGACAAGUGCUGUCCUUAAUAGAGAGGUGUCCCAAUUAGAGGUCAAAUUGAAUGGAAAUAACCAAUUUGGGACCAAAACUAGUGUCCUUAAUACAGAGGUUGUCCUUAUUAGAGAGGUGUCCGCUAAGAGAGGUUCUACUGUACUUGCAUGCAUCAGUGAUAUCUUCAUAUAUUCAGUCAUCAAUUAUCAACUUAACUUAUUCAUUGUAUAAAUGCAUUUAAUCUUAGGUAAGGUAAGCUGGCACAAUUAUAGCUCUGGUACAAUCUAGCCAGCUGCUUUCUACACUGUAGGGGUAUAAUUGAAACUUCUUUCCCUUGUAGGAGAGUGGAGUGUCUGUUCAACAGCUGUCUCUCAGUGACUGAGAUCGUUCCAUCCUUGUUUGACCGUAACAAACAUUCCUUUUCUUAUCUCUCAGCCUGAAAUGUCCACUGUGGUGGUUCACAUAUGCAAUAAAGAUUAAAAGUCAGCCAAUUGACGAUUAUAUAGAGUUCAAGUUUUCACAUGUUUGCGUGUCACAGUUCUUAUUUCAUGUGUGACAUAAAGAAUGAACAAGUCAUUUUAAAAGAGCAGGCUACGAUUCACGAGAUCCCUUUUCGCCCUCCUGUUGUGUUUUCAAGCCUAAUUCAGUUUAAAUGAAUCAUGACAAGUGACAACGUGAACCAACUCCAGCCUUAGAGGCUCGUAAAGAGUUUCUUAUGUGCUGUGCAACCAACUUUUACCCCUGGGAUAAGCUGGUGGUUUUGUUCACAGCAUUUUGAUGUUUGUCCUGGCUGAUGUGCCUCCCAGCCUCAAAGAGGAUUUAGUAAAUGAACAAUACAGGCUGUGGAUGUGUGUUUCAUUAGCUCCUUGGUCAAGUAAAGGUGGAAUGGUCUCUGUGUGCUCGUAUGCAUUGCACACUACUGUAAAUUAUACACUUUAUCAAUAAGAUUGUUGUUGAUAAAUGGAAUAAAGUGAUUCAGGUAAA